Messenger RNA from Verticillium nonalfalfae, 1290 nucleotides. RefSeq lists its product as uncharacterized. The transcript is spliced from 3 exons. Gene Ontology annotation, cellular component: dynactin complex; cytoplasm. NCBI's taxonomy places the organism in Eukaryota, Fungi, Ascomycota, Sordariomycetes, Glomerellales, Plectosphaerellaceae. Gene Ontology annotation, biological process: mitotic spindle organization. The record is from RefSeq and is a predicted model, not a curated record. The coding region runs from base 1 to 1290 and encodes 429 amino acids.
AUGGCGCUCAAUCGCAAAUACGCCAACCUGCCCGACCUGGACUCGGCACCUGACAUUUACGAAACACCAGACCUCACCGACGACAUUUCGACUGCGCCUACCACCACAGGACCCUCGCAAUCCGAUGACGAGUUCGACGACGAUGACGACGCCCCUGGCAUUUCCCGCUCUCGGCUACGCAUAGACGAGGCAAGGUCCCGUUUCCUGCCAUCCAGCGUUGACGCCUCGGCAGCCGACUUCUCCGACCGCGUCGACGGCAAGCGCAAGUCCUACAAAACGACGACGCGGCGGCAGCGAAUCCUGGAGGAUGGCACGACCGAGAUUGGGGACCUAAGCGAUGAAGACGACGAGGAGCACCUCGACCGGAAGAUCGCGAGGCUUCAGCGGGAAAUCGCCGAAGCCAAAGAAGAGUUUGGCAGGAAAAAGGCCGCCGCCGCUACACAGCCAGCCAUCGCCGCCAGCGACGCGCAGGAACAGAAGCUGGCCUCCCUGAGCCAGGUCAUUGACGAGAUCUCCCGGAGCAUCGAACCGCAUGCCGGCGUCGCGCCCUCGCAAAGGCCGCUGCCGCAGGCAGGCACCGAGGUGCAGCCAGAGGGCCUGCCCGCCACGGGGACCGCUUCCUACACGAUCACAUACGCGCCGACCUACGAGCAGAGCCACGCGCUGGCCAAGGCGGCCGACUUUGACAGACGCCUCGUCCUCCUCGAGAAAGGCAUCGGCAUCGGCUCGGCCGCCCUGCCGGAAGCCGACACCAACGGUCUGCCGCGCGCCAUCCUGCCGACCCUCGACGCGCUGCAGAGGCAGAUUGUCACGCUGUCCCAGGCGUCGACGUCGAACCUCGACGCCAUUACGCGGCGCGUCCGCACCCUGACGCAGGAGGCCCACCAGCUCGAAAAGGCGCGGCAGGGCGCCAAGGCCGCGCGGGAAUCCCUCGGCGGUGGCAGCCCUUCCUCCGCCGAAGACGCCGAGGACUCGGAGCAGACGGCCAAGAUCAACGCCCUCUACGGCACGCUGCCUACCAUUGAAAGCCUGGCGCCCCUGCUGCCGCCGCUCCUCGACCGGUUGCGGUCCUUGCGCGCCGUGCACGCGGACGCCGCGUCCGCGAGCGAGUUUCUCGAGCGCAUCGAGAAGCAGCAGGCCGACAUGACGGCCGACAUGAAGCAGUGGCGGGAGGGUCUGGACAAGGUCGAAGAGGCCGUCCGCGAGGGCGGCGCCACGAUGAGCGGGAACAUGAAGGUCAUCGAGGGGUGGGUGAAGGACCUCGAGGGGCGCGUGGCGAAGCUGCCGUGA